Messenger RNA from Brassica rapa (field mustard), 9280 nucleotides. Its product is annotated as protein PHLOEM PROTEIN 2-LIKE A5. The record is from RefSeq and is a predicted model, not a curated record. Gene Ontology annotation, biological process: signal transduction. Lineage: Eukaryota; Viridiplantae; Streptophyta; Magnoliopsida; Brassicales; Brassicaceae.
UCAUAUCAGGUACCUUCAAAAUCUCAUUAUGGUCCACUCAGUUCAGACUUCUGAUAUAAUAAUAUAAUGUUUAUUUGUGGUCUUUAUCAGCCAGUAAUGCUCGUAUUGGUGAAUGUGAAAGUUUGAUAAAGAAGAUUAGUUAAUUAGUUACAUCGUAUAGUUCUUGGCCUUUUUUUAUCUGCAUUAGUUGGUGGAACUCUUUCGUGGAAGCUCUUAUGGCUUUUGGGAAGAUACUGGCUUGGUGGAGUCUUUCCCUGCACAACAUGAUUAGCAGAUCCAAGAACAGUCGUGUCUUCAACAAUCUUUGUGAGUAAUUAUGUAUUUUUGAAUCCUUCACAUAUUUGACAUGCUUGUGUUUUGGUUUAGACUUAUUGUUUUUUAUGAGCCGUUCAUAUAAGCUUUUCACUGGGUUUGUAUCUGAUUGGAUUCAGGCAUUGGUGGGUUUGGUACUGGUUUAGCGGCAAUGAUGUGUUCUUGGCUACGUUAUAUUUUUCUUACUGUUGUACACGGAAUUUGACAUCUAUUGGUGUUUGAUCUUGACAGAAAAAUCGAGAAAAUGUAGAAAUUCAGUUUGCAAAGUACAUAUAUCCUGCUUUUUGAUCAGGUAAGUGUUCCCAUCUUACAAAAAGUAAUCUGAUUCCAACAGUUGGGGUUUUUGAUUGAGUUUGUGAUUCAUAGAUUGCUAAUGCAACAAAAGUGAGCGAGAAGUAAAAAAAGCAUGUAAAAUAACAAGGCCAAUGAGAAAAUGUGUCUUCAUAUCAUCUCUCUUAGCAUGUGCUUUUAGGACAAUUUGUUCAACGAUCUUUAUCACUCUAUUAUCACUGGAGAAAGCUAAAGCGAGUGAAUUACUAUGCAUCUAAAGGUAAAAUAAAAUCACAAUUUUAUAUGUUUAAUUAUAUCUAUAUAUAUAUAUAUAUAUGAAAAUAAUCUGGAUUGUAAAAAUGACUUAGGGUUCAGUAUGUAUUCAAAUAUAUUUUCACUGAUAUUCCCUACUGCAGAUGAAGAUGUCAUCCAAUUUGGUAUCUCCUGCAGUAUCUUCAAAAGAAAUGACGGCAACUGAGGAUUCCCUCCCAAAACCUCAAACUUUGCUAUUGUGGCAAGUUCCUCAACUAUCAUGACCAGCUUGGUAUAACAUUUGCACGUAAGCCUUUUAUACAAUAAUGAUAUGGUCAUGGAACACCCUCACAUGAACCCUUGACGGUUCGGUUUAGUAACGAGUUAAAAGACCAAAUAAUAUAUCAAUCUCAUGUGAAUGCCAAUUCCUUUUCUCACAAAUGCAUUUAAACAUGUGAAUGUGAAUCUUAGUUGAUGUCUCAGGCAUAUAUAAUCAAGCUGUCAUGACCGUCAAAAAUUAUAGUCUAUAUCCUUAUUAAUACACAUAUAUUUUGCCAGCCAUAAAGUCUGGGUAAUGCGAUCAUGCAAAUAGUCACAAUUAUCAUAUUUCAAAACCAUGAAAGAAAAACACAGUCUAAAAGAGAGAUCACACCAACGCAGUUUGCAUAAUUGGUGAGGAUGUAUACGACAAGAAUAAAUGAAAAUUCACUAAGAGACUACCAUGUCUACUCUGUUUUGUUUUCAUGCAAUUUUAAUCAAGACCAGUAAAGAUAAACAUAGUUUUGAACAUGAAGAGUGGCAGAGAGGUUGAGACAUAAUUUUCAUUACGAGAAGAUGAAAUCAUAUACCGACCAAUAUUCACACUAAUAUUGACUUUUUAACAUGCUUUUGCAUACUCAUUUCAUAAUUAUAUGCACUUGCAAGGCAUCGCAAGUCUUAUAUCAUACUCUAAAUUUUGUGUAGUGUUUCCAAAUCUAUAGAGUGAUGGUCCGGUUUAUAUGAUUUAAAGACUAAUUUUCGGGUGGUGUUUUAAAAAACAAUUAUUGGAUUAGUUUGGUUUAUGUUUUAUUUUUAUUUAUAAUGUGUUUCCAUAAGCUGGUUUUGAGAAAAAUAGCUAGGUCUGGGCAUAUUUCCCGGAUCCGAAGAUCCGAACCGGUAAUUACCCGAAAAAUUGGGUUUCGGAUCGGAUUCGGAUAUAGGAAAAUACCCGGUCGGAUAAAGUUUAAAAUCUGGUCGGGUACCGGAUCGGAUACGGGUAUUAUCCGGGAUCCGUACGGGUAUCCGAAAGAUCCGAAUUAAACCUUAAUUAAGAUAACCCUAGUAAUCUAUUAUGCUUGUUUUCAUUUUAGAGAUUAAACUUUGAUUUGGUUAUAUUAAAAUGAUUAUGUUAUUUUAUUGUAUUGUAAUUUUAGUUAUCUUGUUUAUGUUUUUUCAGAUAUUUAGAAUAUCUUUGGUUCUUUUGGAUUAAAUUCGGUUCUAUCGGGUUAAAUAGUUUGGUAUAUUCAAAGAACCGGACCGAAUCCGUUAAUAUUUUGGUUACUACGGAUGUAACUGGAUCCGAAUCGGAUCCGACAGGUACUGAACCGUAUCCAAACCGUAAUUUUAAAUUAUCCGAACGGUACCAAUUUCUCUAAUUUCAAAAUAUCCGAAAUCCGAAAAAUCCGACCCGGAUUCGAACCGGUUAUCCGAAUGCCCAUACCUAAAAAUAGCAUUUUGUUGUUUGAUAUUUUUAUUCAGUUUAUUCUUUAUCAUAAAAUAGUUUGAUUUUUUAAACCAAUUUCAUUUUAAUCAGAAACCAUGUAAAGCAAUUUCAUUUCUCUUAAUUCCGUUGAUAUUUGAUCAAAAAAAAUUUCUUAACCUUUAGCUAAAAAAUUUAAUUUUUAGUCUCCUUGAUAAAAUAAUUUUGAGUAGUGUAUCAAAUCAAUAUUGUAUAGCCGUAAAUUGAUUAUACAAAUGAAAUUAUUUAUCAUUUGAAAUAAACAAUGCAAAAAGCUUGUAUAUAUGUCAGUUUGUAUUUUUUGUAGAGAUGGCAGAAAUUGAAAAUGUAAAAUCAAUAAUUCUAAAUACAUAAAAAAGUUUUAAAUUAAAUGUAGAUUUAACAAUUGUUUUAUAUGAAACAAAAGAUUUUAGCUGAAAUUUAAGAAUAUUGACUAUUCAUCACUUUCCGUUAAUUUUAGUAAUAAAUAAACAACAAAGAGUGGGGUAUUGAUUGGGUGUUCUGUAGUUUUUGUUUUUGUUUUUAGUUUAAAAAAUAAGCUGUGAAUUGUUUUGCUUCGGCUUUAAUUGUUUUGCUAUAUAUUUAUUUUCAAAGCACUAAAUAAAAUCUUUAGAAAAGUUGAUUUUGAAAACUAAUAUAUAUAUAUUUUUUAAAACUUUAUACUGUAUCUUUAAUUUUAAAAGCUAAAGUAUGAUUGUUUUUAAAGUUUUUUUAGAAAAAAACUGGAUGUCUAAAACAUUUACCACCAUUACCAAUCAACCCCUGAGUUUAUUCAUUUCAAAUUCGUUGAACAGCAUAAUAAAUUAAUUUUCGUAUUAGUACUUAUAUUUUUGGUAGUCAAGUUUGAAAUAAUAUAUAUACAUGCUUUUAUAAAAAAUAAACAAGCUAAAAUUAAUUAAAAAUAUAAGAAGAACUUUACCCGGGCGUAGCCCGGGCAAAGACCCUAGCAUAAGUAGAAGGCUGAAGACCGAAUAGGGUAUUCACAAACACUCUUUUUUCAUUUUUCAUUACAAGUAUAUUAUUUUCUCUGUUUACCUUGUUCUUGUAGGAAAAUCAUAUUUCAUAAGUUCUUAGCUAUUUUUUUUAAUUGUCUGUUAAUCUAUUUCAUAACAUCUUUAAAAUAAUUCACCAUUCAAUUUGUGCCAACGUCAUGUACGUUCCAAAUUCAUAUUAAACAAUUUUACAGGGACACAAUUUUUUUUUAUUUUUGAUUAACCUGGGGUAUCUUAAGUCCAUGGAGAGGUCCAAACUAAUUUCCAAAGGCGGUGUAGCUCACGGAUAGACUCUUUCUCCGGACAUUCAAAUAGGCCAUAAAGCAUAUACCUAUAUCCGUGUUACAUGACCAGGAUAAUUGUGACUUAGUUUCGCGUAACAGAUGGAUCGAAUCUAAAACGUGUUAGCGUCCCAGCCCUGCUCUUUACCACCCGGCCACAAUCACCCGGUCAAGGAAUACAAAUUUAUCUCAUGGUAAGUUUAUUAUAUUUUAGUUCUUCAAGGUACAUGCAGCUGAAUAUUUGUUCACAGACAUAGCCACAUAUAAAUAUUCACAUGACCUUUUUAUCAGUAAAACUAGAGCAUCCAGAUAUGGUCACGUUUAAAAAUAAAAGUUUAAGCUCUCAAAAAAAUGUUUUUUUUUUUGAAUAUAUAUUAAAAUAGGAACAUUGGUUCAAACAAAUGUCUUAUUUCAUAUUUUUAUUUAAAACUUAUUCUACUAAAUGUUUUUUAAUUUUUACAAUUUUAAUAAAGGCAAUAAUUUCAUUAUUUCUAACUCAAUUAUUUCAUUAUUUCUAACUAAUUUAUUCAUAAAUUCUAGUAAUAUCAUUUUAUUUUAUUUUAAACAUAAAUAUAAAUUUCCUUUUUCUGAUCAAAAGAAAAUCUAUAAGAAACCUUAGUAUUUUCGGAUUUAAGUACUAAAUUAAAAGUUUUAUUUAAAAAUAUUAUAUAUUUAAUUUUUGAUUAGUAAAAUAAAAUUUAUUUAAAUAAUUAUAUUAUAGGGCAUAAAGGAAAUGCCUUUUUGUUGAACAAUUAUUUAAUUAAAUUUUAGCAUCUGAAUAUUACUAUAAGUUAUAAGAAUUUACAGGUCGAGAAUGUUAUAUUUUUGAAAAUCAGCAAAUUUAGCUUUAAAAAUCUAAUUUUAUUUAAUUCUAAGUAAAUAAUAAAUUAUAUUGGUCUACAUAUAAAUAGCAACAAAAACAGAUUUCAUCAAAAUACAUUUUUUUGAAGAAUAGCUCUUUUAACGCAGAUAAAAAUCUAGUAAUACAAUAUAAGUAAAUUUGGAUUUUUACCUAAUUUGAAAAAAUCUAUAUUAUAAAGGUUGAGUUUUUACUCACUUCUCAGCGCGCCACGUCAGCAUUUUGUGGGCCCCACUUUUAAAAAAUGUGAAAAAUUGUCAAGUCCAUGGCUCGAAUUCGGGUUAUUGAGAUAUAAACACCAACAUUUAUACCACUAAGCUAAAUGAUACUUUAUACAUUGAUGGCCGAACCUAAUAUAUAUUUAUGAAGGCCAGAAGCUCUUGCUUCUUCAGCUUCCUCUGAGGGUCGGGCCUACAAUUCAUUUUUUAAUGGGAUUCAUCACGUUAUAUGAAAAAAGCUCAAGUUUGCAACAAUUAUAGUUUUCCUAUAUUGUAAACUAUUGUCGUUUAACAUGAGUUUGGGUUCUUUUCAUCAUUGUCUCAAAUAAGUCUAUGUUACAGAAUUGCGCCGUGUGUCUGUUCGUAAUCUAUUUUACCGGUGAACUCUUCAUGUCCACAUCUUAAAUCGCUUGAUCAUAAAUGUUCCUGAUUUGUAGCCUCUCUGUAAACCCUAUAUAUAUAAUUUUCAUCUCUGAUGAACCCAGUCUGCAUUUCCACAAAACUCAUCGAUUCCUCUUAGAUUUAACCAUCUUCUAGAAAAUGUUUCUCUCUACCUCUCCAGUUCGUCAAAUCGGCGUCCCGACGUCUGUCCCUCAACCUUCAAGUCUCUCCGUCUUCGUAGUAGUAGCCAGAGCAUAGCCUCUGGCUUCCUCGCUUCUGGAAUUCUCUGAACUUCAAGAAAGACAUGGAGUUUGUGGGAAUCACGGUUCUCUUCUUUGAUGAAAUGAUUCCGUGAUUCAUGGGUUUACUCCCGUCGGAUGUGCUAAUCAUUACAUGCCAUCUUUGAAAGCAGGUUCCAUUGUGAAAGUUGAUCGUUUUGAGGUUAUUAGGUGCUCGCAUGUACAAGUUAACUGAUCAUCCAUUCCUCCUUUGUUUUAUCUCACCAACCAUUAUUGAUGAAGUCAUCACGGGUGCUCCUGAGAUCAAUCUCCAGUCAAGAUUAGACUGUUCGACAAUCUCCAAAUGAUUGCGAACACAAACCUAGAACUCCCGGGUAUAUUAUAAUAUUGCAUUCGGGUUUAUAUUAUGUUUCGAUAUCAUAACUGAUAUUUAAACUCGCAGAUGUGGUUGGACAAAUCUGUUAUGUCCAGGGCUCUGACUUCACCAAAGAAACAAAUCGAGUCGUUAUCCGUCUCUUCAUUGAUCCGGGCCGCGUGAGACCGCGUACUUCAGUGUGAAUCAUAUGCAGACGUGGACCUUUUUUCUUUUUUCUCUUGUUGUUGGUUUUAUUCAUACUCAAACUUACACUUGUUUUCUAGAAUCUAGCAGUCACUGCCAUAUGACAAAAGUCGUAGUCUCCUUCAUAAAGAUUCGACUAAAGUAUUCCCAACCAUUUGAACUCGAACUUUAUAACCAAAAAAAAAAACAUUUAAUUAAUUAGUUACUAUGAUUCUUGUGCCAUGUAUAAAUAUUCAUCAUUUGUAGUAGUACAAUCCACUAGUCUACACCCCCUUAGUAUACUAACUUACAGUUUUCCUCAUGACGAUCUCAUCUCCCUCCAACUUUGGUAGUGUGUUCCUCAAUUAUCGAGGAGACCAGUUACGCUAUGGGUUCGUCAGUCACCUUAUAGACGCCUUUGAGAGAUACGGGAUCAUGUUCUUUAUAGAUAAACACGAGCAAAGGGGCAAAGAUUUGACAAACCUCUUUGUAAGGAUGAAAGAGUCUAAGAUCGCGCUGGUAAUCUUCUCUAGCAGGUACGCAGAGUCCAGCUGGUGCAUGGAUGAGCUUGUGAAUAUAAAGAAACGUGCAGAGAAAGGAAAGCUCGAAGUUAUUCCCAUUUUUUACAAGGUUAGGGCAAAAGAUGUGAGAGCACAAGCAGGCAAGUUUGGUGACAAAUUUUGGGCGCUAGCAAAGGUUUCUAGUGGAGAUCAGAUCAAGAAGUGGAAGGAUGCACUAGAAUGUAUCUCCAAUAAGAUGGGUUUGUCCUUGAGAGACAAAAGCAGUUCCGAAGCUGAUUUUAUCAAGGGGAUUGUUAAGGAAGUGGAAAGAGUUAGAACUGCCACUGUUCGCGGGGGUGCACAAAGUCAUCAUUGUAUCAAGUUUAUCCCGAAUAAAAGGAUAAAGAUUUCCAAAAAAUUUCCAGAAGAUGAGGCGAAAAGUGUUGAAAUUGCCCAUAUGAAUUUCUCUAACGCAACAGGGGAAGAGGAGCCAAGUCAAGAAGUUCUGGUACUUAAUCAUGAUUUUGUUAAAUAAUUCAUGUACAUAAACAAAGUACGAAGGGAUUAUUUCCCAUUUGAGACGUUAUAUAUUGCAUAAUUUUUUACAGACAUUAUUUACUUAGUUAACCAGGGGUCAUUAGCUCAGCUAAAAUGGAUUCGUCACCAUUAAUGUGUUAGAAGUUCUGGUUCGAGUGACCGUAUUAAAUAGUGUGGUUUUGGACUUGUUUGGAUUACGGAUUUUGGCCCUAAACUUCUUGGUAUUCAUUCAGUAAAAAAAUAUUUACUUCCUUAUUCUGUUUGAUUUUGUAAAUUUCGUAAGAAAUUAUAUUAGCUUUGCGUUAGCGCGGGUCAUUUAUUUAUUUUGUGUACAAGGCCAUUGGUGAGAGUAAUUUUGAUAAUUCUGCUAUAUCUAUAUUAUCAAAACUGAAAUACAAAUAGAACUAACCUUCUUUUUAACAAGUUAUUAUAUUAAUUAUUAUUCUAUUUUUCAUUCAGUUAAACAACUUCAUUAUAUUAUCUAUUAAUUAUAUUAUCUUACCGAGAGUUUCAUACGCUCAGAGAUUAUUCAUGUCUCAAGAACGCAAAAUACGAAGGCGGAUAGCCUAGCACGCAGUGUCAGGAUUCAGCUGUCUUUCGUCGUUCACAUGGAUUAAUAUCUCCCAGCUUGGUUUACAGGGUCAAUAUGUGUCUGUAAUGUUGUCGACAAAAAAAAAAUUAUAUUAUCUUACCAAUACAUCAUAUCAUUAAUUAUAAUAACAUAGUAAUAAAUAUUAACAUUAACUUUGUACCAAUUAUAAAAAUCAAAAUGUAAAAUAACUUGAUUUUGCAUAUGGUUAAAAUUUUGGUUUAGUCUGUUUUGCUAAAAAAAAAUUUAUCUUAGUUUUAAUCGGUGAAAAACUAUGUAGCCAAACACAUAAUUCAAAGAUAUAAUUUAUGUGAGCAAAAUAAUAAAUUAUAUCAAAACAAUAAAAACGAUUGUCACUUAAUUUUUCAACCAUAUAACUAUUUUACUAAAUAAUAAAAAAAAACUCUUUCUAUUUUUAUUUGUUUAUAGAAUCCGUUAGGCAUAGACAUUCGGUAACUAUUCAUGUAAGAGUUGUUUAUUUCAGGUAUCAGAUUUUUUUGGGUUUUGAAAUAAGACACAUUUGAAUAUUAUAACACUAGUAAAAAUCUACUGCAUAGCCACGGCAGUGCCACUACAAAACCGUGGCUGUAUAAAAAAAGCCACGACCACACCACGUUACAGCCACGAAAGAAACAUAGCGACGGAAAACGCGAAAUUUGGCCACGAACUGGUCACGAUAUUAUUUUUGUGGCUAGAAAAGCCACGGUAUAGCAACAAAAAUUUUCGUGGCCGAGCCAUAGCCACGAAUUUACCACUAUAUUUUUCGUGGCUACAUUUUGUUUUUUUUCUGCCGACAUCAAAAAGCGAAUAAAUGUACGAAGCCACACUUUAAUCAUGGCUAAACCGUGGCUAAAAUUAGCUUUUACAGUUCGUAGCAGAGAAAGGUUCGUGUGUGAUAUUUUUAACUAGCCACGAAGAUUGCGUGGCUAUAGCGUGGCUAUUUGGUAAAAUAUAUACACUUCCCGUGAGACAUUAGUAACUUUUGUUCUUCAACCAAAUUUUCUUAACAAAACUAUGUCUUUCUACUAUGAUUCAAGGGAAUGGAUGAAUCAAAGGAUUGAUCGUGAGAGUAAUUCUGUUUCAGAAGUGUUUCUUGGAGGCAUUAACGCAUUUUUUCAAUUUGCGUGUAAUCAAGCGGAUUACGUAGAGCGGCAAACGUUAUUGUGUAUGUGUGCUCGAUGCAAAAAUGUGAAGCAACGAGAUGCAAAAGUUGUCACAAGACAUCUAUCUUAUACGGUUUUAAGGGAAAUUACUACGUUUGGAUGAGUCAUGGAGAAAAAUUCUACACCGUUGGUGAGAGUUCUAGAGCGAAUCAUUCAACGGGCAAAGAGGAAAUGUGGGAGAAUCCUACUUGGAAUGCUCAUGAAAAUCACUACCAGAGUAAUGCGGAAGUACCAGCGGAACCUAUAGAAGAGACGGAGGUAGCAGAGCCAUAUCGUGAUAGUGUUUUUGAAGCAUUUGAAGCAGCCAGUCAACCUCUCUACGAAGGGUGUGCAGACGGAAUAACUCAGUUGUCUCUUGCUUCGCGGAUGAUGAAAGUGAAGACGGAUUAUAAUUUGGCGGAAGCUUAUAUAGAUGAGAUUUCUGAAGUUUUU